GUCUUCCUGCCAUUUCUCACAGGAUGCCGCCUGCCAACAAAAGACAAAAGCUCUCUGCAGCAAAACAUAACGUCAAUGCUCCAACCAAAAAGUCAGAGGACUCGGCGGGCUCAGAAAACGACGACUCAGGCUCUGGCUCAGAUGCAGGGGACGGCGAAGUUUCAGGCAGCGACGAAGACGACUCGCCCAACACCGACGACGAAAUCGCCGGCGCCACACGUCCUAAAUCCAAGAACACUGCCAAACGAAAGUAUCGUGCUACGGAUGCGUCAAAUCUCGGUGCCACCCUCCAGACUUUGCUCAGCACGGAUGCUCCCUCCACACAACCUCUUUCUCUGAAACCCUCGCUCGCUCGGAAACGCAACGAUGAGAAGUUGGAGCUGAAGGCGAAGAAAGCGCUGAAGACGGAGAAGAAGGAUAAGGAGGAUAAGGGAAGAGUCAAGGAUGUGAUAGGUGGAUGGGGAGCGGAGAGCGAGAGGGCGUUGAGGAAGGUUGCGCAGAGAGGAGUGGUAAAACUGUUCAACGCCAUACAGCAAUCACAGGCCUCUGCUGCUGUCGCUGUCGAGGAAACGAAGGCGAGCAGAGGUUCGGGAAAACCGACACUCCCGGCACCGUCGUUCGAAAAGAAUAUCAAGGGUAGUAAGAAGGCUAAAAAUAAAGACAACCCCCUUGGAAGAGGGAAAGAGACUACUCUUGGUCAGGACGAUUUCCUAGACAUGAUCCGCUCGGGCGUCGUCUCCAAAGCUUGACCAUGUCUCCGCUGGAGCUUUGAUCGUCUCCUCGUUACCUUCCGAGUUGAUCCCUUGAUACCGAACUCACAAAGUUUGGUGGCCCGCCGACAUUCAUUGGUCGGAGUGGUGUUUCGGUGCCACGAGUGAUCAAGGAUACACCGUUCAGUCGGUUUUCCUUUGGCUCCUUCGACCUCCUCACCUUCUUCAUCCUGCUCUGCUUGUACCCCUCCAUUGGGACCCACUCCUGUCCAGUCAAUUUUGAUGUUACUCCACUAGGAAAGGUUACGAUCACUAGCCCAUCACGGCUUUAUGCCAGCUUGCCUCCUUCGAGUACAAAGGUCUGCUGGCGUGUGCCUGUUGGGCAGCACUUGUGGCAAAGUGUACCAAGCCUACAGUCGUCAUCAGCGUUCGUU
Molecule: messenger RNA, 1144 nt
Organism: Stereum hirsutum FP-91666 SS1
Lineage: Eukaryota; Fungi; Basidiomycota; Agaricomycetes; Russulales; Stereaceae
Exons: 3
Coding region: 24-749 (241 amino acids)
Biological process (GO): maturation of 5.8S rRNA; maturation of LSU-rRNA
Cellular component (GO): preribosome, large subunit precursor
Source: RefSeq, a predicted model, not a curated record